CUGCGGGGCACAGUUGUCCGCUCCAGGCACAGCAGACCCUCAGCCGACAAUGAACAAGUACUUCGCUCUAUUCGUGGUGUUGGCGGCCCUGGUGGCUGUGAGCGUGGCCGUGCCGUACCCCGCGCCGUACCCGGUGGCCGCCCCCGCCGCCGCCCCCGCCGCCGCCGCCCCCGCGCCCGCCGGCAAGGAGUCGCUCAAGGGCCAGGAGGCGGUGUACGUGGGCUACGCCGGCUACCCCUACCUGUACGGCGCGCCCGUCGCAUACCUGGGCUGAGCGGGCGGCCGACGACCCGGACAUGGACCUCGCUGCUCACGACGACUGCUCCACACGCUUUUCCCUCUUCGUAAUCGGCGUACGCUGCCAUCUACUGUCUCUCUUCCUGCGUCAUCUUACGAAAUAAACGUUUGUAGAUAAACA
Molecule: messenger RNA, 418 nt
Organism: Schistocerca cancellata (South American locust)
Lineage: Eukaryota; Metazoa; Arthropoda; Insecta; Orthoptera; Acrididae
Product: methylmalonyl-CoA decarboxylase subunit gamma-like
Exons: 2
Coding region: 50-274 (74 amino acids)
Source: RefSeq, a predicted model, not a curated record